Mollisia scopiformis is the source of this 756-nucleotide messenger RNA. RefSeq lists its product as uncharacterized. The transcript has a single exon. The record is from RefSeq and is a predicted model, not a curated record. The coding region runs from base 1 to 756 and encodes 251 amino acids. NCBI's taxonomy places the organism in Eukaryota, Fungi, Ascomycota, Leotiomycetes, Helotiales, Mollisiaceae.
AUGGAGGUAAUACAGUUGGUUGCUCGAUGGGCUCAAGAUCAGAAUGGUAGGAAAGAGGAUCUCGGAGAAGAGACUCCUGACGACAAGGACUCACGGAAGGAGAAGACAGAAAAGGAUCGCAUACUCCUGACAAAAGCCCAAGCAUACGCAGUGAUACAAUUGCUGGAGCGACCUUAUUGGUCACGCUUAUGGAUUGUGCAAGAGAUAUCUCUUAGUAGAAAGAUCGAUGUUUGGUGUGGCAGCAUGCGCGUCGACUUUGACGCAAUGGCGACUUUUCUUAAAUCAAAUCCUCUCUACUUGCCAGCUGGCAAGAACCCAGAUGUGGCUGUCCGUCUUCUCGAGCACGUUAAUGAAGCUGCCGAAGCCAUGUUCCACAAUCAUCAAAUUAAUGGUGACAGAUCAGGCACUUAUAGUGUGGUGACAUCUGUGGCCUUCUUCGCAGAUAACCAAUGUCAUGAUCCGCGUGACAAGAUUUACGGGCUGCUGGGCAUCAUUGGAGGCGAGCACAAGAUCACCAUAGACUAUUCUAAAUCAAAUCUUGAGGUGUUUGUGGACGUGGUGAAUUGGUGGUUGAUGGAUAAGUUGGAAGAACCGGAUGAUAAUCGGGAUGACGAAGGCAACCUCAGCAGCAUACUGGAUGCUGGUCAAAGCAUGGGCGUGAUUCGGCGCGGCAAACAAAGAGAGCGGAUUACUCGAUGGGUUGAAGAGCAUCCUGAUCAACCAUUGUCUGUUGGUGACAUGAAGGAGCUAAUCUAG